AUGUUCACCAAGGUAGGCGAAAUACACAAUUGAACAUCGAGAAACAGGUGUUCAUGUUGCACUAUGUAAUUCGCGUCCCGACUUUUCGGGUCGACGACAGUUCGGGUCAACAGAAAAUCGAUCGAUACCGGACGUACAAUUUGAAAAAAAUUUCCAUCGUAUAAGACGUCAUACCUAAUUUUUCUCAAUUUGAAAAAAUUUUUCAUCGUAUAAGAUGUCACACCUCAUUUUUUCAAUUUGAAAAAAAUUUCCAUCGUAUAACAUGUCACACCUUAUUCUUUUCAAUUUGAAAAAAUUUUUCAUCGUAUAAGACGUCACACCUAAUUUUUCUCAAUUUGAAAAAAUUUUUCAUCGUAUAAGAUGUCACACCUCAUUGUUUUAAUUUUCAAAAUGAGGGGUAGUGUUCAAAAAGGGGGAGGGUUCAUUCAAGGGUUAGAGUUGAAAAAGGGGUAGAGUUCUGCCGCAACGCCCUUAUCCAGAUAUUAUUGAUGUGAGUACAUGUAAAAUACUUCAAAAUAGGAGGUAAACUGUCCUAGACCAAUCUUGUUAUUCCUACUAACUAACCCUUCUCCCAGCCUCUCCCAUGAAUACAACGAGGAACCGACGCGUUCCGUAGUAUCGUUCACCCGAACUGUCACUGCCCCGAAAAGUCGUAGCGUCACGUAAUUUCUGUCUUUUGAAACCGUGCAAUGCCUUUUUUGGACGGUCUUUCCAUUUGCAUAAUUUCCCACCCCAAUCUCCGUUAACUUUUUGCGUGUUUCAACUGACCUUUUGAACCCUUCUCCGUGCACCUUUGCAGCCAGAUAAGAGCCUAAAACAAUUGUCUUGCACUUAAUUCUUUAUAAACGUUUUAUAAAAAGCUUCAUUUCCCUGUUAAUCACCAUAAAAAUUGAUAAAAAAUGCCUCGGAAACAGUUAAAUUUGUUGUGCUUUUUCAGAUGAAAUUUUGGUUAAUUGCCGCCGUAACUUGUGUGUUGUUUGUAUACCACACGCACGGCACCAUCUCAAAGCCCUUUCGCCGGCAUAUCGCGGAGAAUUUCGGGGAGGAAAUCGCUGAACGGUUGGCCAGAGAGGACGUGGGAUGGAGGGGAUCGUUCGGGGGCUCCGAUGAGGAAGGGGUGCCCAAGUUGAUGUGAGUUUUUUUGUUGUUAUACAUAUUAGCUGUUAAAAUACGGCUUGCUAAAGUACAGGGUGGGCCACUCGACCUGAGAAAUCGUCGCGGCUUCGAAUCGAGGAACCUGAUCCAGUGCCAAAAACGUAUCAUUUUGCAUCCGGGAAGUAACAAAAAUAUGCCAAAAUGCCUCCCUCUCCAACUAAAAAAACUCAGUUUUGAAGAGCUCCCUCACAAAAAGAGCGGGUGCGCUUCUGAAAUCGGAGUUUUUUCACUUGGAGAGGGAGGUAUUUUGCCACACUUUUAAUACUUUCGGGAUGCAAAAUGAUAUGUUUUUUGCCAAUAUAUCAGGUCCGCCACUGUAUGAAAGAUAUAGCAAGAAAAGUUUUUACUCCGCUCUCCUCAUUUUCCCUACUCUCUACAGCAAAGUUUGUUGCAUAUUGCUUCUGCAAAGCACUAGUUAAACUUUCGAGGAAUUGAUUUGUGACCACUGUAGGCCAUAUUGGCAAAAUCUAUGGGGAAAAAGUUAAGUCGUACCUUGAGAAUUUAGAAACUUUUUGCCCCUCCCCUAAAUAUCUAUGAUGUUUGCAAAUUUUCAGAAAAGUCCCAAUCGUCUUCGUGCACGGGCAGACUCGUCGCGCCCGCGACUUGGACUACGUCCUCAAGCCCUUCCACGCGCACGGCUACUCCUUCGCCGAAGUCUACGGUACGACCUACGGGAAGAACGUGACCGGCACGAACUACAUGCACGACCGCGCCUACUGCGACUACAUCAAGCAGGUGCGCUUGAUGAUUGAGGCGGUUCUGAACUACACCACCUACCCCAAGGUGGACGUGGUCGGCUUCUCGAUGGGCGUCCCGUUCUCGAAGAAGGCGAUUCUGGGCGGACGCUGCGUCGACACCGGCGAAGACUUGGGCGCGCCGCUCACCGCCCGCAUUCGCACUUGGCUGGGCGUCGCCGGCGCGCAUCGCGGGAUGAUUGAGUGCCGAGAGGACCCGAAUUACGAGCUCUGCAAUCCAAUCAAUGGGCUGAAUCCGGAUGGGGAGAGCAAAUAUUUGGCGGACAUUAACACGCCGUGAGUUGAAGAUACUAUUAGUUUCAAUUUCAAUUCAAUUUAUUCACACUAAUCACAUGUAAAAUCCUGGAGUGUAUCAGUCGGGAUUCCAUUGUCUGGUCAGUGUAAGGUCACUCCAUCGCAGGCCAUGGCACGUCAAACUGAGGAGUCCGGUGACCGGAAUAGACCCUUCGCUAUCGGCUUUUUACACUUCGUCUUGAUUUCGCAGAGAAAGAGAGAAAAAGACACGCAAAAACAUACUCUCUCGGCCCAAAAAAUCCCCAUUUCUUCCCCGACAAAACGUUCUUUCGCGUCUUUUUUUGGCAAAUGGCCAAUCCAUUCACUGGACUGUUUUCGCUUAUCUCACGAUCAGCUUGACGUGCCUCGUCAACACGAUCAGACACCGGGUCUCCUAAUACGCUGUCCUAGACAGUAGUGGCCUUGUCAGCACGAUCAGACACCGAGUCUCCUAAUACGCUGUCCUAGACGGUAGUGGCCUUGUCAGCACGAUCAGACACCGAGUCUCCUAAUACGCUGUCCCAGACUCUCCCAACACUCCAACAAUUACCAAUGGCCUCUUUAUUCUCCCAAAUACCACAAUAUAGAAACUGGCCAAUACACACGAUCUAUUCCAAUUGUCCACACGCUCUGACGGCCAACCGCUCGCUCAGGCUGCGACUUUCAAACUAUGAUCUUCCUUUCCUUCCAAAUCCACGUCUCGGUUGAUUGCGGUCUCCUUUCGGGUUUCGUGGCGGGACGCCGCGACGGGUUGAAUGCUGUUGCGGCGGCGGUGGCCCCACGUGACGGCGCAGCGACAUUGCGCAUAUUAUUUUGCCGACAGACUGAUAAAACCCCUUUGGAAGGCGGUGUUUUUCGCCUUGCCCCUACCAUUUCGCGUGUUGACUUUUCGGGUCCACGACUGAGCAUCAAGAAAUCGAAAAAAAACUUUUCGCGGAAUAUCUUGACCCGAAGAGUCGUAGCGUCAGUGAUUUUUCCUACGUAUCAUUUGUCUUUGCACAACGUUCUGUAUAUUUCAGAGUGCGCUACGAAUCCAAGACGAAGAUCUUGGGCAUCGAAAGCAUCGACGAUGACAUUGUUGGGCCCAUCAACGAAACACAUCGUGGUAUCAAGAAGACCGAAAGAUACGACAAAUUGGUCUUGGUAUGUUCGUUGCUAAAGGGACAUUGCAUCUUUACAAACAUUGCAUCUUUACAAACAUUGCAUUUUAAUGAAUUUUUCGAUAUAAACUUUACGCUUUCAGUUGCAACGAAUUGGCCAUCGAGCGGCGGUCUGGUUCCUGGGCGAUUUGGUCUACGAAUUGCUCACCGACCAGCCGCUGGACGACUUAACCAGCAUCGAGGACGAAGCGUUGGAGCUGUCGCGCAAUCUGACGGAUAAAGAUAUUGGGAUUGACUAUCAAUUAUAA
Messenger RNA from Bursaphelenchus xylophilus (pine wood nematode), 3591 nucleotides. The record is from the annotation of a GenBank genome assembly. NCBI's taxonomy places the organism in Eukaryota, Metazoa, Nematoda, Chromadorea, Rhabditida, Aphelenchoididae.